Glarea lozoyensis ATCC 20868 is the source of this 4611-nucleotide messenger RNA. RefSeq names its product Thiolase-like protein. The coding region runs from base 1 to 4611 and encodes 1536 amino acids. The record is from RefSeq and is a predicted model, not a curated record. The transcript is spliced from 8 exons. Gene Ontology annotation, biological process: secondary metabolite biosynthetic process; fatty acid biosynthetic process. NCBI's taxonomy places the organism in Eukaryota, Fungi, Ascomycota, Leotiomycetes, Helotiales, Helotiaceae. Gene Ontology annotation, molecular function: fatty acid synthase activity; 3-oxoacyl-[acyl-carrier-protein] synthase activity.
AUGGCCGCAACUCCGGUUGCGAUUUGUGGGAUGGGCCUUAGGCUUCCUGGGAGGAUCAAGAACGAUGCGGACAUGUACAAGUUCCUGAUGGAAAAACGAGAUGCACGGUCGAUAGUUCCCAAAAGCCGAUACGAUAUCGAAAAGUACUACAAUGAACAUUCCAAAAAGGGUACCAUCAUCAGUAAAUAUGGGUACUUCUUGGAAGACGAUCUAACGCACUUCGACUUGUCUAUGAUCAGUAUGACAUCCGUUGAAGCGAGCCGACUUGACCCGACCCAGCGGGUGCUAUUGGAAGUUGUCCGUGAGACGUUCGAGAACUCUGGCGAAGCUGACUUCAGAGGCAAAAACAUUGGAACCUUUGCCAGUAUGUUUGCCGAAGACUGGCGGGAUUUGCAGACACGGGAUAUUGAAGAUGGGAGCCCUUACCAGCUCACAGGAAUGCUUGACUUUAUGCUGGGAAACCGGAUUGCUUACGAAUACGACUUAAAAGGCCCAAGUUUUACAGUGAAGGCUGCUUGUUCUUCGUCGGGGUUAGCGCUCCACCAAGCUUUGCAGACCAUUCUUCAAGGAGAGAUAUCUGCUGCCAUUGUAGCCGGUGCGAAUCUCCUGUUCGCACCUGGCUUGUCCAUUACUAUGUCAGCAACAGGGACUUUGUCUUCGAGCGGCUCAUGUAAAUCUUUUGACGCUAGUGCAGAUGGCUACGGAAGAGCGGAGGGCAUCGCUUGUCUUUACGUUAAACGCUUGGAUGAGGCUAUUCGGGAUGGCAAUCCUGUAAGAGCUGUGAUCAGAGCCUCUGCUAGUAAUGCCGAUGGAAAGACGGCUGCUUUGACCGUGCCGAACCCUGUUGCCCACGAAAGCUUCAUCCGUCAAGCGUACGAGAAUGCCGGUCUCUCCUUUCGCGAUACCGCAAUGGUUGAAUGCCACGGAAGCGGCACAUUCGUGGGCGACUCUCUCGAAGUUUCUGCUGUAGCCAAUUGUUUUGGGGCGGAUGGUGUCUAUAUUGGCUCAGCAAAGCCUAACUUAGUACAGAGCAAUCUUCUUCUAUCUGAUUUCAAAACACUGAAAAUUUUAAAGGGCCACUCAGAGGGUGCUAGUGCGAUUACGAGUAUCAUCAAAGCCGUCGUCUCUCUUGAAAACACUACUAUCUUGCCUAACAUCAAGUUUACCACGCCUAGCCCCAAGAUUCCUUGGAAGACCGGGAAGUUGCAGGUUCCUACUGAGCCUCUUCCCUGGCCUGAAGAUCGACGCGAGAGGAUAUCUGUCAAUUCAUUUGGUAUUGGCGGAUCUAACGUUCAUUUUGUGUUGGACUCCGCAAAGUCUUUCGGGAUUUCAACGCCGAAGGGAUGCAAUGACGAUCCAAAACAGGCUAAUAAAAGCCUCCUUUUAUUCUCGGCAAAUAAUGCUGGAUCGCUCCAGGCACUUUUAGAUGCUUACAGAAAAUAUCUAGACAGAUUUCCACAUGAACUGGAAUCCCUCAAAUUUACGCUUUCAGAGCGUAGAGAACAUUUGAAACUUAGAGGUUAUCAUCUCAUGCACGGCUCAUCUUCUUUUAAAGUCGUCCACAAUACCAAGGAAACGAAGCUCGCGGCUGACAACAUUUUAUUUGUAUUUACUGGACAAGGCGCGCAAUGGGUACACAUGGGAAGAGAGCUGCUGUUAAGAUACGAGAUAUUUUCCGGUAGUAUCAGAAUGAUGGAUGCAGCUUUAAGUUCCCUGCAUGACGCACCAAGCUGGACUAUCGAAAACAUCAUCUUGAAAUGCGAAGAUGAGAUGAUUCUUACCACACCCGGGUUUUCUCAGCCUGGCGUCACUCCAGCAGCGAUAGUUGGGCACAGUAGUGGAGAAAUUGCUGGCUCUUACGCGUCAGGUGCUUUAUCUCUCAGGGAAGCGAUUAUAGUCUCCUUCUACCGUGGGCAUGUCUGCAAAGGCUCUGCUAAGAGUGGUGGAAUGGCUGCUGUCGGACUUGGACGGGACGACAUUCAAAAUUACCUAGUAUCAGGAGUACAAGUUGCGUGCGAGCAUAGCAGCAAAAAUGUUACCAUCAGUGGCGACGUGGUGUCUCUAGACGCUACUCUGGACACCAUAAAAAUUGCUCACCCUAACGUUCCCGCUCGCAAGCUGCAGGUUAGCAUGGCCUAUCAUUCAGAUCACAUGAGGGUUGUUGGUGGAGUUUAUCACGACCUCAUAGCCGAUCAUCUGAAUCCUCAGCGUCCGCGCCUGCCUUUCUUUUCCAGUGUACAUGGGCGUUUACUUUCGGAAGCUCAAGAAUUUACGGCAAAAUACUGGAAGGACAAUUUGGAGAAUCCUGUACUGUUCUCUACAGCCGUAAAUGUAGCGCUCCGAAACUGCCCUAAUGCUCAUAUUCAUCUUGAGGUUGGACCCCAUUCAGCAUUGGCUGGUUCCAUGAAACAAAUCUUCCUGGAGCAAGGCACCUCGAAUGCAUAUUCAUCCGUUCUUAAACGCAAAACGGACGACGUAGAUACAUUUCUCGAGACCAUGGGACAAUUGUAUCUGGCUGGGUCGCGAAUUCUCGAGUCCAGUGAGGUGGAACCGAGCUGGAGAAACAUCUUACGCUUGAUCGAUGUCCCGUGGUUGAGAGAUCAUCGUGUCAGUAGUGAUAUCGUGUUUCUUGCAGCUGGCUACGUAGCAAUGGCUGGUGCUGCGGCAGCACAGCUUCGCGACGAUGGUGAGAGCACCCAAUUAGACUAUACGAUCCAGGAAAUGUGCAUUCAAAAUACUUUGGUGCUACGGGAUGACACGCCCUCUGAAAUUAUUACAACCCUCCGACCAAGGGCGCUCACCACAGAGCUAGACAGUAAUUGGUAUGAGUUUUCAAUAUUAUUAUAUGAUGGAAGCUCUUGGAGUAGACACUGUCGUGGUCUCGUCGCAGCAGGUCAAGCCCGCAAAUUCAUCCCGACAGAAACCCUAAGCUUUGCACGGGGAGUAUGUGCAGAUCGUUGGUACAAGACAAUGGCUCGUAUUGGUCUUAACUACGGACCCAGGUUUACAGGUCUUCGAGACAUUACUGCUGGAGUCUCUAAUAGAGGAUGCUCAGGCACAGUUACGAACACGAAAGAGAAAUGGGAAUCACCAUAUGCAACGCAUCCGGCAACUUUGGACGUUAUUUUCCAGUCUUUUAUCGUCGCCUGGACAAAGGGCAUCUACCGGGAACUCACGCAACUUUCCCUACCAACUUUUAUUGAAGAGAUUUACGUCGGCGAAACCAAAUCGGCAGCGAUUCACUUCAACACGACUGCCACUGAAACCCAAGGUUCAUCUCAUGGUGUGGUGGAUGACGACAUAGUGCUUUUUAUGCGUGGCCUCAAAUUGACACCACUUCGAGGUGGAAAUAAUGAUGACCUGUUAGAACCCUUUGCACAAUGUCUACAAUGGAAGCCAGAUUUCUACUUCGCAGAAACGAACAAAAUCCUCAAACCGAAAAUGGAUAUACGACCACAACUUGCAUUGACUGAACGCUUGUUUGUUCUUUGCGCGGCCGAAGCAGAACAUAGCUUGUCAAGUCUUAUCCCGUCUCAACCUCAUCUUGUUAGCUUCGUGGCGUGGCUCGAGGGGCAGAUCAAACGGUUUGAUAGUCCAGAUUACCCUUUGGUAGAAGAUUCUCAGCUCUUGCUACAUCUCGACAGUGCUACCAGACUGUACAGAAUUACCGACUGCCUCGCAGAGAUACAGCAAACCGAUGUCCGAAAACUUGGCAAUGCUAUAUGGAAAACCUUUUCGCACCUUGCCGAUAUCAUUGAAGGUCGCAUAGACUUCCUAGAGCUACUUUUCCAAGAUCAUGUAUUGCAAGAUUUGUACGAAUGGAUGGAUAUUCUGGUGGACUUGAGUGACUUUUUGUCCCUCCUCGGAAACAGUCAACCACAAAUGAAAAUUCUCGAAAUCGGCGCUGGCACUGGGGGUCUCACUGCCAAGGUCAUCAACAGUCUCAAAAAUGAAUAUGGCGAGCGUCUUUACCAUAGCUACACUUUUACCGAUAUCUCUUCGGGAUUUUUCGCUAAGGCCAAAGAGCGCUUCAAAGAACACCACAGCAUUGAGUAUAAAGUACUUGACAUUUCUAAAGAUCCUAUCGCCCAAGGAUUUGCACCCGGCGAAUACGAUUUUAUCCUGGCCGCGAAUGUUCUGCAUGCGACUCCGACUUUGAGUGAAACACUUGCCAACUGCCGCAAACUGCUCAAACCUUCCGGUAAACUAUUUUUGCAGGAGCUAUCACCAGAGGAGUGGGAAGUUAAACUUCGGGGAGCAGAUUUUGAGAUUAUUUCCGUCACUCUGGAUGGCGUACGUCCUUACUAUGUUAACGCUAAUAUCAUCGCCAGACCAACAAUCGUGAUCGAUAAUGUCAAACGAAUAACACUAUUGACGAACUUUCAGAGCCUUGGCCCAUCUGCUGAAGCUGUCAAAAACGAGCUUGAGUCGCAAGGAUACACAAUCAAUCACUGUAUCUGGGGAGAAGAAGAGAUUCCAACGUCUCAAGAUCUUAUUUCGUUUGUCGAUAUAGAAGACCGAAAGGAUCCCCUCUUUCGGGAUAUUAACGACGAGGACUUGAAAUACUUGUUAAAGCUCGUUGACGCUCUGUCUCAUCCCAUCAUCUUAUAG